Messenger RNA from Pelodiscus sinensis (Chinese soft-shelled turtle), 2610 nucleotides. The record is from RefSeq and is a predicted model, not a curated record. NCBI's taxonomy places the organism in Eukaryota, Metazoa, Chordata, Testudines, Trionychidae.
CACGCCAAUAGCAACGGUUCCAGUGGCAACGAGUCGCAAAGCCACGAUUCCCUGCGCAGCGACCACAGCAGCAGUGGGAACGGCAAGGACUCAGCGCUGCUGGAGACAACCGAGAGCAGCAAAAGCACCAACUCCCAGAGCCUGUCGCCCCCCAGCAGUUCCAUCGCCUACAGCCUGCUGAGCACCAGCUCCGAGCAGGACAACCCCUCCACCAGCGGCUGCAGCAGUGAGCAAUCGGCGCGAGUGAAGACCCAGAAGGAGCUGAUGAAAGCGCUGAAGGAGAUGAAGAUCCGGCUGCCCUCGGAAAAGCGCGGCAAGGGUCAGUCGGGCACCCUGGCCACCCUGCAGUAUGCGCUGUCCUGCGUCAAGCAGGUCCAAGUCAGCCACGACUACUACCAGCAAUGGACCAUUGAUGAGGGCCAGCCCUGCGCCCUGGACGUCUCCAGCUACACCAUCGAGGAGCUGGAGAGCAUCACCUCCGAGUACACCCUCAAGAAUCCAGACACCUUUGCCGUGGCUGUCUCCUUCGUCACCGGCAAGAUCCUCUACAUCUCCGACCAGGCUGCCUUCAUCCUGCGCUGCAAGAGGGACGUCUUCAAGGGAGCCACCUUCGCCGAGUUCCUGGCCCCCCAGGACGUCAGCAUUUUCUAUGGCUCCACCGCCCCCUACCACCUGCCCUCCUGGAGUGCCUGCACUUCUGCCAGUGAGGGGCCCUGCGAUUUUUGUUGCUGGUCGGUCCUGGUCUCCUCUGGCCUCUGGUCUUAUUGCAGGCGUUUGUUUCUCAGCGGAGGCCGCACCCGUGGGCGGGAGCUGUGUUACUCCCCCUUCCGGCUCACACCCUACCUGGCCAAGGUGCGCCCCUCGGACAGCUCCGACGGCCAGCCCUGCUGCCUGCUCAUUGCGGAGCGCAUCCACUCGGGUUACGAAGCUCCCCGGAUCCCACCUGAUAAACGGAUCUUCACCACCCGGCACACGCCCAGCUGCCUGUUCCAGGAUGUGGAUGAGAGGGCGGCCCCCUUGCUGGGUUACCUCCCCCAGGAUCUGAUUGGGACGCCCGUCCUCUUCUACCUGCACCCGGAGGACAGGCCACUCAUGCUGGCCAUCCACAAGAAAAUUCUCCAGUACGGCGGGCAGCCCUUUGACCACUCCCCCCCCCGCUUCUGCACCCGAAAUGGCGAGUACGCCACUAUUGACACCAGCUGGGCCCACGUCUUCACAGCCCCCAAGGCGCUGAAGAUGCGGCCGCUGGAGCCAGACGUCCAGGAACUCUCCGAGCAGAUCCAUCGGCUGCUGCUCCAGGCCCUCCCUUCCUGUCCUCAGAUGACCUUCCAGCAGUUCUGCAAAGAUGUGCACAUGGUGAAGAGCCAGGGCCAGCAGGUGUUCAUUGAGUCCCGCGUCAAGCCGCCGGCUGGCAAACCCCCCUGUGCAGGCCUGGAGACGCUCAGGGCUGGCGGUGGACCAGGCAGGAGGGCCCUGUGUGAGGCUGAGCAAGGCCCGGGCCAAGUGGCAGCCUCAGAGGAAUCUCUCCGGAAGGAGCCGUCCAAUUACUCCUACCAGCAAAUCAACUGUUUGGACGGCAUCAUCAGGUAUUUGCAAAGCUGCAACAUCCCCAGCCGGGUGAAGCGGAAAUGUGGCUCCUCCUCCUACACUGGCUCCUCCCACUCCGACGAUGACAAACAGAAAACCAGCAAGGAAGUGGCCAGCUCGGCACGAGACAUUGUGAUGAUGGAGGAGGGCCCCGGCCCCAUGCCCCCAGCUCUCCUGCCCAGCGCACCACCUGACCGGGAGCAGUACCGCCGGGUGGGGCUCACCAAAGAGGUGCUCUCCACGCACACCCAGCACUUCAAGGACCUAAGCCGGCUGCAUGUCUUCGACGCACCACGGGCGGGCAGCGUGGGUGCCGGCGAGCAGUUUAUCAGAUACGUGCUGCAGGACCCCAUCUGGCUGCUCAUGGCCAACAGUGAUGAGAAGGUCAUGCUGACCUACCAGCUGCCCUCCCGCCCCAUGGCCGCCGUGCUCCAGGAGGAUCGGGAGAAGCUGAAGCAGAUGCAGAAGCAGCAGCCGCGCUUCACGGAGGAGCAGAAGAGGGAGUUGGCCGAGGUGCACCCGUGGAUGAAAAAGGGGCUGCUGCCCAAAGCCAUCAACAUCAGGGCCUGCGUGGACUGCGGCAGUAACCCAGCCUCCCGUGUGGCACCACUCUACGAUGUGGAGCUGCCCGACAUGGACCUGAGCACCAUGCUGGAGCCCAUGGAGGAGGGCAGUGGCGCCCCCCCGUGCCCGGACAUGGCCAUGGAGGAGGAGGAGGCUGAGCAGCCGGCCCAGCCCGAAGGGGGCACUGAGAACACUGGCUAAACUAAACCCCUGCCAGCCUUGUCAUGGACUCCUCAGGCAGCAUCAGCUGCCAGCCUCGGAGCCGGGCACCAUGCUGGAUGGACCAGAAGUGCCGGCCCGGCUUUGGCCCUGGGUCAGCCAAGUCGGGCCCUGCCCUGCCAUGGGCACCCCGGGAGGCCAGGCCAGGCCCCCCCUGCGCGGGGCGGAGUAUUUAUUUUUGGAAGGUAUUUUUUGUACAAAAUGGCGCGCGGGACAAUAAACCGCGACUGUCUGACCCCA